AGGAGGCAACUUGUGGAUUAAAAAACACAGACGCCGCCAGAGUUUGAAAAUAAAUAAUUAAAAUUUUAAGCAAGACGGAGAAAUGCUGGAAGCCGGCGGUGAGGCAAAGAUACUGGCCGGGUUUACCAGCGCGGACGUGGGCCCCGAGGCGAAGGAAUACAAUUUACUUCGCGCCGAUGAGGAAUAUCGCAAUGGCAAUGUGGAGCACUCGAUUUACUACCAGGUUAAAGCCCAAUUCCAGUCCACCGAUCUGCGUUACCUCACCGAAGCGUCGGAGCUGGAAAGCCAGCGACCCACAACAGAGGAGCUGAUCAGGUCAGCCUCUAGUCAAGAGAAAAGGGACUACAAAAGCAGAAAGUUUCUGCAGAACAUCAUCAACUAUCUCCAGCGGAUGGAGCGCGAGAAGCCGCCGGAGAAGCCAACCAAAGAAUCCUUGGAGUACCUGGACUUCCUGAAGGAUGCUCAGGAGCCCAAUGAGGGUCUAACCCGCAUUUCGAAUGUAUGUCAUAGCCUGCCCGACGAAUGGUGUGUUCUGCAGCUCUGCAAGAGCUUCAAUCCCGCCACCACGUACUCCGUGUUCAACGAGAUUAUAGCCAGCGAUGGAGCCAUUUAUCUCACCCUGCUCCGCCACUGUAGAAGCCCACAACUGGGUCCCAUCUGCAUCAGAUUCUCCAACGAAAAUCUGGCCAAUCUUUUUCGGGAGUACAGCACCCUGGUGGAGAGGUUCAGGCGAGUGGUCACCGUGGAUCCACUCAAUAUGAAGGGAAAGGAGGCUAAGCAGAAGUACUGGGAGGAACUGAAUGCCUUUGACGCCUUCCUGCAAAAACUACUCUCUGCCUUCCGGGACAUAAUCUCCCCCUAUGCCUUUCUGUUCUUUGGCAAACGCUAUGAAUGCGGUGUUGUCCAAAAGCAGAUCAAGGUCGUAAAUACUCUUGUGGAUGACUUCUGCCUGCUUAACCAAUGGAGCACUCACCAGCGAGUUUUGCUCUCCCAAGCCGCCCUGCAUGCCAACCGACUGAAUGCCGGGGACCUCAAGCUAAUCUGCUAUGAACUGUCCAGCAACGAAAAUGAGAUACAAUCGGUGUACGACAUGCUCAAGGGAUUGGCCAGCGACUGGACGCAGCUGGAGGAGCGCCAACAGCUGGCGGCUAGGAGAUUUCCCACCAUUCUGGUGGUCGAUGAGCGCCUGGACCACCUACAUUGGGAGCAGUUAAUCACCGUACAGGAAUUUUGCCGUGUCAAAUCCCUGCAUUGCCUCUGGCGUUUGUUCCAGCAUCACAAGUCAAACAUAAGGCAUGGCUACUACACAACGAAUAUCAAACAUGGCAUGUGUGUAAUAAAUCCGGAUGCGGAUUUGGUCAACUCCGGGCGCAGGUUGCGCAGCUUCUUCGAGUACUGGCUGUCCCAGUGGCAACACCUCUUUGAAACGGUGCCAAACGAGGAGCUGAUGCUGAAGCGAGCCCUCCAAGCGGAUUGUUUUGUAUAUGCAGGUCACGGUUCUGGCUUGCAGUACGUUAAUGGAAGAACAAUUUGUCGUGCACGUGCGCGUAGCGUGGUCUUCCUCUUUGGUUGCGAUUCCACGCGGAUGCUGGGUACGGGAUUGUAUAGUGCAUUGUAUGGAGCCCAUGAUUACUACCACGGUGCUCUGAGUCCCUCGAUAGUGGGCACCCUUAUGCCCGCCCUGGAUGGGAACAUGGAUACGGUUUCGGUGACAGUCUUGAGUCUUUGGUUGGCGCCGGGGGACAAAAAGGUGAUGCCCUGGACACAUAUUGAUCGUAUGACCUGGCUAAAGAAUGGCAUUAUAAAAGUCUUUGUAUUACAGGAAAGGAGGAAAACCCGCCCACCAUGGACGCCCAACCCAACUACCACCUGGGCAGCCUGUGCUCCAUUCUGUCGCUGGUGCAGCAGGGCAAGGUUGAGCCAAAUAUCUACAACUGCUGCAUAUACGUGUGCCGCGGCCUGCCCGCCUGGAACGUGGCCGUUGAAAAGAUGCCUUUAUAGCUGAAUUCGUGUUUUGUGUCGUGGAGUCGAUCUCCCCAAGGCAAUUGUUUAGCAAAAGAAACCAUGUACAAAAGUCUGAUUUAAUUGAACUAAUUCAUUCAAGUGGAAAGUGGUGCGCAAAGGAUUGCAUAAAAACUUAGUUUAAACACUCAGAAUCGUUGGAAUAAACCACUACAUCUAUAUAUUAAGAAAUAAGUAAAAA
This is a messenger RNA of Drosophila biarmipes, 2203 nucleotides long. RefSeq lists its product as uncharacterized. Gene Ontology annotation, molecular function: cysteine-type endopeptidase activity. Bases 83 to 2005 code for a protein of 640 amino acids. The transcript has 7 exons. Gene Ontology annotation, biological process: proteolysis; meiotic chromosome separation. Gene Ontology annotation, cellular component: centrosome; nucleus; cytoplasm. Lineage: Eukaryota; Metazoa; Arthropoda; Insecta; Diptera; Drosophilidae. The record is from RefSeq and is a predicted model, not a curated record.